AUGGCGGCGUCGCGCAUAACGGCAUGUCGGGCUAUCGACAGCCUGUGCCGUCGUCAGGUCAUCCGAUCGCCCUCGGCGUCCGCCGUAAAACUGCGAGCCGGUGUCUAUCCGAGUGCUGCCAUAGUAUGCAGGCAUGUCCAACUGAGACAGCAUAGCACGUCUGGUUCAUCGCACAAUGGCACCAAGAAGACAAACGCUCCGGCCCCUCCACCGCCGUCUUCCCAAGCACGCCAGCUUUGGAGAGCCUUGUCCUUUCGCUCGCUUUUGUCUUCCAUGACACCGAGAGGGAUGAAAAAGAUGUUCAGAGAGAGUCCCGAGGAGCUUAUUCUGGCCUUGGCUAUUCUCACUGGUUUGGCAGGUGUGUCAAUAUACAUUGUCAAGCUUUACUUCGACUACUUCAUGGCUCGUCAAUUCACCAAGUAUCCUAAGCCGAUCGCAAAGUCUCUCCGUCGAGCGCUAUACUACACCAACAUCAAGCCCGACCCGAACUUGGCGAGGAAAUAUUAUAAGCAAGCCUUGGAGCAGUGCAACGAGCUCCAGCUGGACCCAUUCUCCGACGAUGUACUGGGCAUUAGAAUCCAAACGGCCGCUUGGCUUGAGAAGAUUGAAAAUUAUCAGGGAGCCAUAACUGUAUUAGACUCGGUAAUGAGGGACUGCCUCAGGUGGGUGGAGUGGAUGGAGAAGUCCGUCGCGGACGGUACAGUCGAUAAGUCGGGAAAGCCACCUACCGUCAAAGUAAUGCCGGAGGAAAAGCGUCCGGUCGUCGCAGAGAAUGGCGAAGAGGUUGUUGUUGAAAACUUAUGGCACAAACGCACGCGAUUGCUGGCCAAGGCUGUUGGCACCAGCACCAAACUCGGCGCUCUCUACUCAGACGAACACGUCUUGGAGCCAGAAAAUGCCCAGGCCCGCUUGACGUGGGCUGUCGAGACUGCCUUGACAGAGUCACGGCGUCGUCGCGAAGAAGGUGUCAAGGAGGAAGAGGGCCCUUGGAUGAGCCCAGAGGAGAUUGGAGGGGCCAUGGAAUCCCUGGCUCACCACUACGAGUCCAAGUCUCAGUUUCAUCUAGCAGUACCACUAUUCUUCCAGGCAUUGCGUCUCUGCGCCAGCCCCUGUCACCGAGUUACUAUCAUGAACAAUUUGGCCGUGGCCUUUGCGCAGCAUCCUCUUCAAACCCCGCUAGGUAUCGUCCCGAAUGCCCCUGCAACAUCCAACGCAAUCGUCAGCCCUGAUAUGCCAACGGACCGUGCCGGGUUUCUGGAAGCCGCCAAGAACUGGGCUGGCAAUGCUUACUCACACUCUAAGGACAUCCAAGGUGAUGAGCGCACAGAGGAGUGUGACGAGGCUUGUGCUGUGGCUUUGGUCAACAUGGGUGACAUCGCUGCUAUGUCGGGAAAGAAAGAAGUCGCCAGGAAACGCUUUCAACAGGCCAUCGACAUGAGUAAGAAGAUUGGCUUCGCUUCCGGGGUCUCUCAGGCCGAAGCGGGUCUUCAGGAGCUCUAA
Molecule: messenger RNA, 1500 nt
Organism: Colletotrichum higginsianum IMI 349063
Lineage: Eukaryota; Fungi; Ascomycota; Sordariomycetes; Glomerellales; Glomerellaceae
Product: TPR domain-containing protein
Exons: 4
Coding region: 1-1500 (499 amino acids)
Biological process (GO): protein quality control for misfolded or incompletely synthesized proteins
Cellular component (GO): i-AAA complex
Molecular function (GO): misfolded protein binding
Source: RefSeq, a predicted model, not a curated record